Messenger RNA from Cajanus cajan (pigeon pea), 1694 nucleotides. Its product is annotated as protein DETOXIFICATION 51. Gene Ontology annotation, biological process: xenobiotic detoxification by transmembrane export across the plasma membrane. Gene Ontology annotation, cellular component: membrane. Lineage: Eukaryota; Viridiplantae; Streptophyta; Magnoliopsida; Fabales; Fabaceae. The record is from RefSeq and is a predicted model, not a curated record. Gene Ontology annotation, molecular function: antiporter activity; xenobiotic transmembrane transporter activity.
AAUGAGGAGUAAAAGUGAAAAAGCAGGGUGGAAGUGGAAUUGAAAUGAAUGUGUAUUUAAAGGCGGGCAUCCUUCUGGAGUGGCAGUUGGAAGCAGGAGGAGCAUCCUUACGUGAUCAUAAGAAAUAAGAAUAAUAAGAAAAGGAGGAGGAUGUGCGAAUCAAAGCGAGAGGAGAAGGAAGAAGGGUGGUGGAGGAGAAGAGGAAGAGGAAUGUGGUGGGAAGCAAAGUGGGUAUGGGAAGUGGCGUUCCCGACAGCGGUGACAGGGCUGAUAUUGUACCUAAGGUCGAUGGUAUCGAUGAUGUACCUGGGGAGGCUAGGGGAAAGCUCCCUGGCGGCAGGGUCACUGGCCAUGGCCUUCGCCAACAUAAGCGGCUACUCGGUCCUCUCGGGGCUCUCCCUAGGGAUGGACCCACUCUGCUCCCAGGCCUUCGGAGCCCACAGGCCCAAACUCCUCUCUCUCACACUCCACCGCUCCAUCCUCUUCCUCCUACUCUCCUCCAUCCCCAUUUCCCUCUCAUGGCUCCACUUCUCAAAGCUUCUCCUUUUACUCAACCAGCCUCUCCACCUCACUAAACUCUCCCAAAAAUACUUACUUUUCCUCCUCCCGGACCUCCUCACCCACUCCUUCCUCCACCCCAUCAAGCUCUACCUUCGGGCGCAGAACAUCACCCACCCCCUCACCCUCUCCUCCCUCGCCGGCACCCUCCUCCACCUCCCCUUCAACUUUCUCCUAUCCAAACACGGCGUCGCCGGCAUCGCCGCCGCCUCCGCCGCCUCCACCUUCUCUAUAUUGAUAUUCCUUCUUUUCUAUAUCUGGAUAACUGGGGUCCACACUGCCACCUGGACACCUCCCUCGCGAGACUGCUUCACCGGCUGGAAGGCGCUGCUUCGCCUGGCGGCGCCCAGCUGCGUAUCCGUGUGUUUGGAAUGGUGGUGGUAUGAGGUUAUGAUCCUGUUGUGCGGCCUCUUGGUGGACCCCACUGCCACCGUGGCUGCAAUGGGCGUUUUAAUCCAAACCACCUCCUUUAUCUACGUUUUUCCCUCUUCCUUGAGUUUCGCCGUUUCCACGCGCGUCGGGAACGAGCUUGGUGCGAAUAGGGCCACCCGGGCCAGAAUCUCCGCCGUGCUCGCGCUUUUUUUAGCCGCGGUUAUGGGGUUCUCCGCGCUGCUUUUCGCCGUGGCAAUGCGCCGCCGCUGGGGGAGGAUGUUUACGUCCGACGACGGGAUUUUGAAGCUUACGGCAGCUGCGCUGCCCAUUCUGGGGCUCUGUGAGCUCGGCAACUGUCCGCAGACGGUGGCGUGCGGUGUUUUGAGGGGGACUGCGCGGCCCAACGUGGCGGCGAAUGUGAACCUUGGCGCGUUUUAUUUAAUUGGGAUGCCUGUGGCCGUUGGGCUUGCGUUUUGGCUUAAGGUUGGGUUCUGUGGGCUCUGGCUCGGCCUGUUGUCGGCCCAGGUUUGUUGUGCGGGGCUCAUGUUGUAUAGGGUGGGCACCACCGAUUGGGAGUACCAGGCCUCCCGGGCCCAGAUGCUCACCGCGCUUGAUGACUCCGACGCUCAGAAAGAACCCUUGAUUACGGUUUGAUCGUGAAUGCUUGUUCAUGCUGUAAUAUUCUUUUUUUUUUUAUUUGGUAACUUUAUUAUAUUAAAGGGAAUUUGUCAAAUAAUUAUUAUCGAAAAAAAAUAUUUUGCGUC